AUGAGAGUUAAAGCAUUGCCGAGCUAUGGCUUCCAGAUGGGCGAUAUGAGUGAGCACGAGGAGUGGAUGGAAGAAUGUUCCGGACGACGAGUUGGGCGAUCUCCAGCUUCUACCGGAGGUGCUGGACCUUCCAUACAGGUUAGUAUUUUUCAGUAAUG
Molecule: messenger RNA, 158 nt
Organism: Cylicostephanus goldi
Lineage: Eukaryota; Metazoa; Nematoda; Chromadorea; Rhabditida; Strongylidae
Source: the annotation of a GenBank genome assembly